UUCUACAAUUCACUAUUUAAAAUGUGAUUUUAAACCUAACAGCUAACUUUAAAUUAAGACCAAAAAGCAAAUGUUUGUGUUCAUUAAAUUUUUACUUUGUGGCAUCUAGUGGAAACCAUAUUAUUAGGUUGACCAACACACGCCUUUACAGCAACGCCAUCACACAAGGUGUCUCAUGGGGUACUGAUCCAGGCCCAGGCCCAUCAUGCUGACCGUACAGAGGACAUGUGCAGCUCUGGCUGUACGCCGACUCCUAGGAGCUCCCUGCUCCUUACACACACACACAUACACCAACACACACUCCAGACACUUCCGUACUGCCGCGCCCUGUCAGGAUGAGGUGGGCCUGCACCCGGAGUGGGCCAGUCUGGCCAAGAAACAGCUGAAGGGGAAGAACCCAGAAGACCUGAUAAGGGGCACGCCAGAGGGCCUCAACAUCAAACCUGUCUACACUAAAGCAGACUCUGCUACGAAGCCUGACGAGCUGCCGGGCGUCUUCCCCUACACUAGGGGGCCCUACCCCACCAUGUACACGUUCAGGCCCUGGACUAUCAGGCAGUACGCUGGCUUCAGCACCGUGGAGGAGAGCAACAAGUUCUACCGGGACAACAUUAAAGCGGGUCAGCAGGGUCUCUCGGUGGCCUUCGACCUCCCGACUCACCGAGGUUACGACUCCGACAACCCCCGCGUCCACGGCGAUGUCGGAAUGGCGGGGGUCGCCAUAGAUACCGUGGAGGACACCAAGAUGCUGUUCGACGUCAUCCCGCUGGAGAAGAUGUCGGUUUCCAUGACGAUGAACGGGGCAGUGAUCCCGGUGCUGGCCAUGUUCAUCGUUACGGGGUAGGAGCAGGGUGUGCCCAAGGAGAAGCUGACAGGAACCAUCCAGAAUGACAUCCUGAAGGAGUUCAUGGUGCGCAACACCUAUAUCUUCCCCCCGGAACCUUCCAUGCACGCCAUUGCCGAUAUCUUUGCCUACACAUCCAAGCACAUGCCCAAGUUCAACUCCAUCUCCAUCAGUGGGUACCAUCUUCAGGAGGCAGGCGCGGACGCCAUCUUGGAAAUGGCCUACACCAUCGCCAAUGGCCUGGAGUACUGCCGUACUGGGCUGAAAGCUGGCCUCACUAUCGACGAGUUCAACACACACAGUGAGAUCAUACAUGUGUGUUGUCCCAGGGACCUCAUUCCUGCAUGGCGCCUAAGAGCUAUCUAUGGGUUUUUCUGGAGUGGUUUUCUAUGUGAUUUCCCUGUGUCAUUCCCAGUGUCUCAGAACAGUGAAUAUCCUGUCACACAGACUGAGGUAUCUUUUCAACUAAACAGUUAUUCUCAGACAGUCCUCCCUGACUUGCUGCUUCAUGUCAUGUUUUUGAUCAGCUCUCAAAAGUGUUCCAAUGUUGAGGUGAUUAUUGGGGUGAAUAAGUACCGUCUGGAGAAAGAGGAGUCCGUGGAUGUGCUGGCUAUCGACAACACCAACAUACGCAACAAGCAGAUCGACAAACUCAAGAAGGUGAGGGCGAGUCGUAAUGCUGAGGCUGCGAAGAGGUGUCUGGCGGCCAUAGAGGAGUGUGCUUGUACCAGGGAAGGGAAUCUACUGGAGCUGGCUGUGGAGGCUGCUGGAGCCAGAUGUUCUGUAGGAGAGAUCACAGAUGCCAUGAAGGCUGUGUUUGGGGAACAUAAAGCCAGCACCAGGAUGGUGAGUGGAGCCUAUCGCAGCGAGUUCGGAGAGCAUGAGGAGAUUUCUACAGCACACAACCGGGUGGUGGAGUUUAAGAAGCAUGAGGGCAGGAACCCUCGUCUGCUGGUGGCCAAGAUGGGCCAGGACGGCCAUGACAGGGGGGCAAAGGUCAUCGCCACGGGAUUUGCCGACCUGGGUUUCGACGUCGACAUCGGACCGCUCUUCCAGACCCCUCUGGAGGUGGCCCAGCAGGCUGUGGAUGCAGACGUCCACUGUGUUGGGGUCAGCACGCUGGCCGCAGGACACAAGACCCUGGUCCCAGAGCUCAUCAAGGAGCUACGCAACCUCAACCGCCCUGACAUCCUGAUCAUCUGUGGAGGGGUCAUCCCACCUCAGGACUAUGAGUUCCUGUACCAGAGUGGUGUGUGCUGUAUCUUCGGCCCCAGGACCAGAAUCCCUCAGGCUUCAGUGGAGGUGAUCGACAACAUUGAGAAGAGCCUGGACAAGAUCCGCCAGGCCAUGUAGACAGACUGCUGACAAACAAUAUAUCUCAAGAAUAUAGUAUACUAUGGCUCAGUGUGUGUCCAUACACAGCCAUGGGGGAAAAACUGCAAACGUAGGGGUGUGAUAUCUGCUCAGGAUGAUAGAAUAGAGCAAUGAGAUUGUGAAAUUCUUCCCAAAUCACCACCAUAAUAUACAGUUUAGUCUACAUAUCUGUCGGUCUUCACUAGCGUUUCUCAAUCCAUUCUUGGGGGACACCCCUAUUCAGCUACUAGGACUUGGUGAUUGGUUGCGUACAGUAAGUGCUGGGCUAGAACAAAAUAUGCUCUUUCUGAGAGGUCCCCCAGGAAUAGAUUGGUCAUCACUGAUAUAGACAGAUGCUUGUGAAAAUUGAAAAUAUAUUAGUGUAAAGUCUGCAUUGGAUAUUAUGGUAGAACAAGGAGAUUGUGAAAUAUUCCUAAUGACUUUUUGAAGUGAUCCAUACUAUCAUGUUAAGCCACUGGACUUUGGUCUCUUGUGAUUAAAAAUAAUAAUGUGA
Coregonus clupeaformis (lake whitefish) is the source of this 2711-nucleotide messenger RNA. RefSeq names its product methylmalonyl-CoA mutase, mitochondrial. Lineage: Eukaryota; Metazoa; Chordata; Actinopteri; Salmoniformes; Salmonidae. The record is from RefSeq and is a predicted model, not a curated record. Gene Ontology annotation, cellular component: mitochondrion. Gene Ontology annotation, molecular function: cobalamin binding; metal ion binding; methylmalonyl-CoA mutase activity.